AUGGCACAGCAACAGCUCGAUCCUGACAGCACCUCCAAUGACCAGCGAAUCUACGAGGACUCAGAAACCAGGAUACUGGGGUUAUCUUGGCAUCCCAACUCAGAUAACUUCGUCUUCUCAACCAAAUCAUCGCAGAACUUGACCGUCUCCAAGCGGAUUAUUCUCUCAGAAAUUGCUCAGCUCUACGGCCCUCUCGGAUUUCUCUCUCCUGUAGUCAUCAGAGGAAAGAUGCUCCUACAGGAAAUUUGGAUUGAGAAGCUUGGUUGGGAUGAUGACGUUUCGCCUCAAAUAGCACAUCGAUGGAAUAGCUUUCGUCAGGAUCUCAUCUCGUUGUCCAACGUAUCUAUACCCAGAUGGAUUGGAUUGCUCCAGACCUCCGUUCUUGAAAUACACGGAUUCUCAGACGCCUCUCAGCUCGCGAUGUCAGCCGUGGUCUUUCUCACGGUCUUCAAUAAUAAUGAAGAGUCUUGCAUCUCAUUGAUCUGCUCAAAAACUAAAGUAGCACCUCUCAAACGGCUGACUAUUCCAAGGCUUGAGCUCUCAGUUGCUGUUCUUCUUGCUAAGCUCGUAUACUCUCACCCUUCCAGAUGGAAGGAGUUCGUUAGAAAUCGUGUCCAGCUCAUCCAGGAAUUGACGGAUGCUCAGUGGAAGCUCGUUCCUGGCAAGGAGAACCCAGCUGAUUGCGCAUCUCGUGGGUUAACCACAGCUCAACUCGCAUCGCAUAAGCUAUGGUGGCAUGGUCCAUCAUGGCUAAAGAAGAGCUCAUCUCAUUGGCCAUCUCUGGAACUCUCUUCAGUGGCAUCAGCUGAUCUUGAAGAGAAACCUGGUUUAGUGCUCAACGUCAAAGUCCAGCGCCCAGAAAUCUCGGAUUUAGUACAUCGCUAUUCCUCGCUCAGUAACCUGCUCAGAAUUACUGCUCUCUACCAUCGUUUUAUUGCUCGUCUCAGAAAAAUUCCAGAAUCUUCGUUAAAGACAGCUCUCAACCCUAGUGAUAUUGAACAAGCUGGUCUCUUCUGGAUCAAAGCUAGUCAGUCAGCGCAUUUCUCGUCCGAACUGAUGACCUUGUCCAGAGGGCAAAAACUCAGACCUUCUCAUCCGCUCACUCGAUUGACAGCGCAUAUUGAUCACCAGGGGAUUCUUCGCGUUGGCGAACGUCUCAAGUUUGCUCAGCUCGACAAUGAUAGCAAACAUCAAGCUGUCAUUCCGAAAGAGUCUCAGUUUGCUCAGCUCAUUAUUCGGGAUGCUCAUCUCAGGGCUCUUCAUGGUGGAACGCAGCUCACGCUUGGUUAG
This is a messenger RNA of Fopius arisanus, 1290 nucleotides long. RefSeq lists its product as uncharacterized. The transcript has 2 exons. The coding region runs from base 1 to 1290 and encodes 429 amino acids. Lineage: Eukaryota; Metazoa; Arthropoda; Insecta; Hymenoptera; Braconidae. The record is from RefSeq and is a predicted model, not a curated record.